This is a messenger RNA of Trichoderma aggressivum f. europaeum, 696 nucleotides long. RefSeq lists its product as uncharacterized. The record is from RefSeq and is a predicted model, not a curated record. The coding region runs from base 1 to 696 and encodes 231 amino acids. Lineage: Eukaryota; Fungi; Ascomycota; Sordariomycetes; Hypocreales; Hypocreaceae. The transcript has 3 exons.
AUGGCGCACCAAGACAAAAUUGAACUUCUCAUUGAUGAAGCACUCAAUCGACAAGCAGAGAGUGGCCAAUACUCAUCAUGGGACUGUCUUGCGCUUGUAGGGCUCACGUCCGUCAAUAAAGGCCAUUAUGGGGCUUACCUGUAUAAAUCAGCUUUGGAGAAAACGCCUGCUGAGUCCCGUCCACUACUAUGGCGCCGUUACGUCGAUGCGCUCACGGAGAUGCUAAUCAUUGUCGGGAUGCCCAAAACUCUGAAUGCGCUGUAUCCAAUGAUUCCACUAGUCAACAAGGCCGAUUUAACGCAUGUUAAAAAGUCGGACUGGGAAGCCGACAACUCAGCCAGAGGCUGGGAGUAUGCAAAAUUAACGCAUGGUGAUCAUUGGGCCGAUUCAUUCAAGGCGGCUGGUAUGUAUGCGCCGGAUAUUGCACAUAUCACAAUGGAUGUCUCAAUGCGCAAUCUCUUGUCGGAUUAUUCGGUACACGACGGACUGGCGACCAUGGCGUUGCUGGUAACGGUGUUGGUAGCGAUGAACUGCCCACUGCAAGCCUCUUGGCACGUAAAAGGAUACAUACGGCACGGCGGGAAUAGGAAUAAUUUGUAUGAGAUUGUCGAAUUUGCAAAGAAGAUUGCGAAUACCACUGGAAAUACUAUCCCCGCCGACUUUCCAACUGUAGAAACGAUGCUGGAGGGAUUGUAA